CUCAGAAGGAGGAAGGGGUCAGGAAGAGGACUGUGAACUUCCCGGGGCCCCAGGAGAAGUGAAAAUGUCUCCUGCUGCUGCUUGAAGCCGGCCUCAACCCUGCCAGCUCCGCCUGGGCGCUGCGCACCGGUCAGCACCGGGGCCCGGGGCCAGAAAGCAGGCGAAGCUGGGUUUAUCUGGGGGUUGGGGAUCCUCUUGUAAUAACUGCUGUUCACACCCGACUUCCAACCCUUCCACCCCUCCAUCUCCGCCCCGGACUUGCAUAGCACAAGCAAGGGAAUAGCAACUCUGUCUUUGAUCAUCACAUCUAGUUAAAAUCAUGAUGGUGGUGGUGGUGGUAGUGUUAAUGCAGGGAGCAGGACCCAAAUCGAGAGACGAAUCCUGCCACCAGGAAAAUGGGUAAAAGGCUGAACCCCGUCCUCCGGAAGGUCGGAGCCUGCGGGUGAGCCGCAGCUCGCCGGCCUUCUCGCCAGCUGGAAGGCAGCGGUCGCCGCCAUGGCGGUGUGCGGCCCGCGCUGCCGCCGGUCGCCGGGAGGUGGCGCGCUCUGCUCAGUGGCCGGCGCCAACCUUCUCGCUGUCUCUCCCCCUUCUUUUUCCCCCUCUCUCGGAGGCUCACAUUGAAUCGGCCCUAACGAUUCUCGGAUCGUCAUUAUUUGUAACCAUAGAGCAUGAAUUACCUCUUGAGGUCAUCAGCGAGAAUUUACGACUGGUCAACAAAAGCACGUGAUUCCCUAACGCCCCCCAUCCCCCUUCCAACUCCCCCCCCCAUAUUUGGCCGCAUACAUAGCAAAACGAAGUACAGUGCAUCGCUAUAAUUCAUUAAUACAUCAUAAAUCGUGAAGCACAGGGUUAUAACGACCACGAUCCACAAAUCAAGCCCUCCAAAAUCACCCAAAUGAGCUCGUACUUUGUAAACUCCUUCUCGGGGCGUUAUCCAAAUGGCCCGGACUAUCAGUUGCUAAAUUAUGGCAGUGGCAGCUCUCUGAGCGGCUCUUACAGGGAUCCCGCUGCCAUGCACACCGGCUCUUACGGCUACAAUUACAAUGGGAUGGACCUCAGCGUCAACCGCUCCUCGGCCUCCUCCAGCCACUUUGGGGCGGUGGGCGAGAGCUCGCGCGCCUUCCCCGCGCCCGCCCAGGAGCCCCGCUUCAGGCAGGCGGCGUCGAGCUGCUCCUUGUCCUCGCCCGAGUCCCUGCCCUGCACCAACGGCGACAGCCACGGCGCCAAGCCCUCCGCUUCGUCCCCCUCCGACCAGGCGACCCCGGCCAGCUCCAGCGCCAAUUUCACCGAAAUAGACGAGGCCAGCGCGUCCUCGGAGCCUGAGGAAGCGGCGAGCCAGCUGAGCAGCCCCAGCCUGGCUCGGGCGCAGCCAGAGCCCAUGGCCACCUCCACGGCCGCGCCCGAGGGGCAGACUCCGCAGAUAUUCCCCUGGAUGAGGAAGCUGCAUAUUAGCCAUGAUAUGACCGGGCCGGAUGGGAAAAGGGCCCGGACCGCGUAUACCCGCUACCAGACGCUGGAGCUGGAGAAGGAGUUCCACUUCAACCGCUACCUGACCCGGCGGCGGCGCAUCGAGAUCGCCCACGCGCUCUGCCUGUCCGAGCGCCAGAUCAAGAUCUGGUUUCAGAACCGGCGCAUGAAGUGGAAGAAAGACAACAAACUGAAAAGUAUGAGCCUGGCCACAGCCGGCAGCGCCUUCCAGCCCUGAGCCCGCCCGGAGGAGGGGGCCCAACCCCCACCCCAGGCCGGCCCAGGAGCCCGCGCCAACCCCCAGCCCCACCGGCCCCUCCAAGUCCUCCCCGCGCGGGCGGCCGCCGCCUGCCCACUGGGGACCGGUUCCCAUGAGCCUGCCUCGCCCUGGCCUUGUGUGACCAUUUUUCGUUCGGUCUUAGGUCUUCCUGUGGCUCCCCAUCUCUCCUGGACUGGUUAUCUUGUUAUUAUUGUUAAUAAUAAUAUUAUUUCCCCCCCAUGCUCCCCACUUUCCCUGGCUUGACCCAAUCCGCUGGUGUUCCUGUAUGUCUGUGGUUGCAGCUCCUUUCCCCUCCCCAACUCCCCAACCCCAGGAAAAAAAAGAAAAGAGAAAGAAAUUCGCAUGUUAAAGGUGAACUUUCCCCUCCCCAUCUGUGUUCUAACUUAUUUAUGAAAGGAUGACCACCACUGAUUUUGAAUUUCAAACUUCGCUAAGAGGUGGCAGUCAGAGCUAGCGGGCCCGUGUCACAGCAGUCCUGGGCCCAGUGGAUCUGGCCCCAAUGAAUCCACGAUGGUGUCUCUUCUCCUCCUCCUCCCCCACCCUCCUCACUCCCCAGGCCCCCAGUAUCCCCUCGGCUGGAACCUUGGCUGGGUAGGGGCCAGGGAAGGUGGAAGGGGUGAUGUGGACAAGACAGUAGGAAAAUGGAGUGCGAUUGCUUCCCUGGGUAGGCCCUGCAAGGCCUGGUGGUGGGAGCGUGCGGAAACACAACUCAUCCUGCGUGUGAAAUGUCUUGUGGGUUUCUCUGUCAAUGUGUGGGUCCAGCUAGAGGGCCCACAGCUUGUAAAUAUGGGGAGGGUCUGGGUCAGACCCACCUUCUCCUCCCUGUCGUCCACUUCACUCGCCAAGAUCCUGUUUGGAGCGGUUGGACGCUGUGCUGUGUGCUGUGCUGUCUUUGCCGGGCUCGCCUCAGUGAUUCUGAUUCGCUUUUGGUAUUUGUCUGUAGCUUUCCUUGAAGUCCAAUAAAUGUUUCCCCUACUCCA
Messenger RNA from Ochotona princeps (American pika), 2727 nucleotides. It is a transcript of the gene HOXB5, whose product is annotated as homeobox B5. Gene Ontology annotation, cellular component: nucleus. Gene Ontology annotation, biological process: anterior/posterior pattern specification; regulation of transcription by RNA polymerase II. The transcript has 2 exons. The record is from RefSeq and is a predicted model, not a curated record. Bases 896 to 1705 code for a protein of 269 amino acids. Lineage: Eukaryota; Metazoa; Chordata; Mammalia; Lagomorpha; Ochotonidae. Gene Ontology annotation, molecular function: RNA polymerase II cis-regulatory region sequence-specific DNA binding; DNA-binding transcription factor activity, RNA polymerase II-specific.